Molecule: messenger RNA, 1168 nt
Organism: Phanerochaete carnosa HHB-10118-sp
Lineage: Eukaryota; Fungi; Basidiomycota; Agaricomycetes; Polyporales; Phanerochaetaceae
Exons: 6
Coding region: 32-1096 (354 amino acids)
Source: RefSeq, a predicted model, not a curated record
CCGGCGUCUUUCGCCUUCUCUCAUUUCACUCAUGGCGGCCCCUCGACAUGUUCCCUUGCCAGAGCCGGUCUGCUCCCCAAAGACUACUCUGGACGCGACGCGGCAAGCAGGUAUAGACAAAAUACUGAAGGACCUCAAGUCCUGCACACGACGGCUCCAGGCGGCAUUCGCAUCUCACCAAGUCGAGUUGCAGAUUCUGGAGAAGCUAUAUUACAAGGGCAAUAAUCAGCAUCGUUCUGCGUUAUUCUGGCGGCGAGUGUCCGAUGUCAGGAGGUUUGGCAAGAGACUAGAAUCAAUCAAGAUCCACGAACACCUAGGAACGCUUCGUUUCGCGUUCUGGGGAGAUUCUUCACGGCACAAUGCGAAAGCGUUGAAAGCUGCGUGGACACACGCGCCUGACGCGAAAUCUGUUCGACAUGUUCUCGCAAGGCUGAGGGACUGCCUUUUGCUAGUUGACAGCAUGGAAGAGCAUUUGACAAAGGCACACAACCACUUAAAUCUCAACCUCCAGACGGGGGCGUUCCUACAACUUAUUUUGACAUUGACAGCCAUAACCUCUCGGAUGGCUAUUCUACUUAACGAGAUAGGUCCUGUGAUUGCACAGGCAUGGGUAGCAUGCUACCGUCUACUGGAAACCUUGGCGUCCGAACCUUUGAUACCGGCUCCCAAGUUCCUAAGUGGCCGAUACAAAAAUCUAGACCCUAGACGUGUCGGCCCGUCAUCAAGAAGCAUCUCUCAGGCGAAGCAAGACACAGGGGAAGACGCGGGCGACGCGGUAAUUGCCCGUCAAAAUGAGAUUGAGAGUGCCUUGACUGGCGCCACAGUCAUCAGCUCUGUUUCUGUCACUAAAUCCCGCGGCCAAAAUGUCACAGAAGACGAGACGGUAACCGUAACCGAGGAUAUGAACUUCAUGUUCACCCAGCCAAAGAUGUCUUUCACUCCCAAUGCAAUCGUGCGUGAAACGGUGCAUGUAUCGAGAACAAAAGAAGCUCUGGAUGGCUCGACCCGCAAACGAUCGGCGACAGAAAUACAAGACAGUCGAGGCAAGAAGAAGCGGAAGAAAAAAGAUGAGAUCGACGACAUAUUUGGUUUCUGAGCAUAUGUGUACAUAUUGUUACAGUUCCAUCGUUGUUGUCCCCAUCUACACAAUGUGACGAUGGAAUCGAGG